Phyllostomus hastatus (greater spear-nosed bat) is the source of this 7117-nucleotide messenger RNA. RefSeq names its product dedicator of cytokinesis 7 (gene DOCK7). NCBI's taxonomy places the organism in Eukaryota, Metazoa, Chordata, Mammalia, Chiroptera, Phyllostomidae. Bases 187 to 6582 code for a protein of 2131 amino acids. The transcript has 50 exons. The record is from RefSeq and is a predicted model, not a curated record. Gene Ontology annotation, molecular function: guanyl-nucleotide exchange factor activity. Gene Ontology annotation, biological process: axonogenesis; small GTPase-mediated signal transduction; positive regulation of GTPase activity.
AGCGGUUUCUUGUUGCGCUCCUCUCAGGAGUUUUACGGCAGGGCUCGUUCACGGCUCCGGCCGCCAGCCCCAGCCUCCCGAGUCCGGAGCUGGGACUGGCGGAGGCCGCGAGGGAGGGAGCGCGAGCGAGGAGGCACGCGCCCGCUAGUCCGCGCCCAGACUGCCGCCGCCGCCGCUUCAGCAGCCAUGGCGGAGCGCCGCGCCUUCGCUCAGAAGAUCAGCAGAACUGUGGCUGCUGAAGUUAGGAAGCAGAUCUCUGGACAAUACAGUGGGUCUCCCCAACUGCUCAAAAACCUCAACAUUGUUGGCAAUAUAUCCCACCAUACCACAGUGCCCCUUACAGAAGCAGUAGAUCCAGUGGAUUUAGAAGAUUACCUCAUUACUCAUCCUUUAGCUGUGGAUUCUGGGCCUUUAAGGGAUUUGAUUGAAUUCCCUCCAGAUGAUAUCGAAGUUGUUUAUAGUCCUAGGGACUGCAGAACCCUUGUUUCAGCUGUACCUGAAGAAAGUGAAAUGGAUCCACAUGUUAGAGAUUGUAUAAGAAGUUAUACAGAAGACUGGGCAAUUGUGAUCAGAAAGUAUCAUAAACUAGGAACAGGAUUUAAUCCCAAUACAUUAGAUAAACAGAAAGAAAGGCAAAAAGGUUUGCCAAAACAGGUCUUUGAAUCUGAUGAAGCUCCAGAUGGCAGCAACUACCAGGAUGAGCAAGAUGAUCUUAAAAGACGUUCCAUGUCAAUAGACGAUACUCCAAGGGGUAGCUGGGCCUGCAGUAUUUUUGACUUGAAAAAUUCUCUUCCUGAUGCUCUGCUUCCCAAUUUACUUGAUCGAACUCCAAAUGAAGAAAUAGACCGUCAGAAUGAUGACCAAAGGAAAUCAAACCGUCACAAAGAGCUCUUUGCUUUGCAUCCAUCACCAGAUGAGGAAGAACCAAUAGAACGACUUAGUGUUCCUGAUGUGCCCAAAGAACAUUUUGGUCAAAGACUUCUUGUAAAAUGUUUAUCACUCAAGUUUGAGAUUGAAAUUGAACCCAUUUUUGCAAGUUUGGCUUUAUACGAUGUCAAGGAAAAGAAAAAGAUUUCAGAAAACUUUUAUUUUGACCUUAAUUCUGAGCAGAUGAAAGGAUUGUUACGUCCACAUGUGCCACCUGCUGCCAUUACCACCCUGGCAAGAUCGGCUAUUUUCUCUAUCACUUAUCCUUCCCAAGAUGUUUUUCUUGUAAUAAAGCUAGAAAAAGUCCUGCAGCAAGGAGACAUUGGAGAGUGUGCAGAACCAUACAUGAUUUUUAAAGAAGCAGAUGCAACUAAGAAUAAGGAAAAAUUGGAGAAGUUGAAAAGUCAAGCUGAACAGUUUUGCCAAAGACUUGGAAAAUAUCGCAUGCCUUUUGCUUGGACCGCGAUCCAUUUAAUGAAUAUUGUUAGCAGUGCUGGGAGUUUGGAAAGAGAUUCUACAGAGGUAGAAAUAAACACUGGAGAACGAAAAGGGUCUUGGUCAGAGAGGAGAAAUUCUAGUAUUGUUGGCAGACGAUCACUUGAAAGGACAACAAGUGGAGAUGAUGCUUGUAACUUGACCAGCUUUCGACCUGCUACCCUUACAGUGACGAAUUUUUUUAAGCAGGAAGGAGAUCGCUUAAGUGAUGAAGAUCUGUACAAAUUUCUUGCUGAUAUGAGAAGGCCAUCUUCUGUUUUACGAAGACUAAGACCAAUUACAGCUCAGUUAAAGAUAGACAUUUCUCCAGCACCUGAAAAUCCUCAUUAUUGCCUGACCCCAGAGCUUCUUCAGGUGAAGCUUUACCCUGACAGUAGAGUUCGACCUACCAGAGAAAUUUUGGAGUUUCCUGCCAGGGAUGUCUACGUUCCAAACACUACUUACAGAAAUCUUCUCUACAUAUACCCUCAGAGUCUCAAUUUCGCCAAUCGUCAAGGUUCUGCCAGAAAUAUAACAGUGAAAGUCCAGUUUAUGUAUGGGGAGGAUCCAAGCAAUGCCAUGCCGGUAAUCUUUGGUAAAUCUAGCUGUUCAGAAUUUUCAAAGGAAGCCUAUACAGCCGUAGUAUAUCAUAACAGGUCUCCUGAUUUUCAUGAAGAAAUCAAAGUUAAACUUCCUGCUACUCUAACUGACCAUCAUCAUUUGCUUUUUACUUUUUAUCAUGUUAGUUGUCAACAAAAACAAAAUACACCUCUUGAAACUCCUGUUGGAUAUACAUGGAUACCAAUGCUUCAGAAUGGACGAUUAAAGACUGGACAGUUUUGCCUACCAGUCUCACUGGAAAAACCACCACAGGCUUAUUCUGUACUAUCUCCUGAGGUUCCUCUACCUGGCAUGAAAUGGGUAGAUAAUCACAAAGGUGUUUUUAAUGUUGAAGUUGUUGCUGUUUCAUCUGUCCAUACACAAGAUCCUUAUCUUGACAAGUUUUUUGCUCUGGUCAAUGCUCUGGAUGAACACAUGUUUCCAGUCCGAAUUGGUGACAUGCGAAUCAUGGAAAAUAACUUAGAAAAUGAAUUGAAGAGCAGUAUUUCAGCACUGAAUUCAUCUCAGUUGGAACCAGUGGUCCGAUUUCUUCAUCUUCUGCUUGAUAAACUGAUACUCUUAGUUGUUAGACCUCCUGUCAUUGCUGGCCAAAUAGUUAAUCUAGGUCAAGCAUCUUUUGAAGCGAUGGCAUCAAUUAUAAACCGGCUUCACAAAAAUCUGGAUGGAAAUCAUGACCAGCAUGGCAGGAAUGGUCUUCUUGCAUCAUACAUCUAUUAUGUUUUUCGCUUACCAAAUACUUACCCUAAUUCACCAUCACCAGGUCCUGGAGGUUUAGGAGGGUCAGUGCAUUAUGCCACAAUGGCUAGAUCCGCUGUGAGACCUGCAAGCCUUAAUUUAAAUCGUUCGCGGAGCCUUAGUAAUAGUAAUCCAGAUAUAUCUGGGACUCCCACAUCCCCAGAUGAUGAAGUACGGUCAAUCAUCGGCAGUAAGGGUUUAGAUCGCUCCAAUUCCUGGGUUAACACUGGUGGUCCAAAAGCUGCCCCAUGGGGAUCCAACCCCAGCCCAAGUGCAGAAUCAACACAGGCUAUGGAUCGAAGUUGUAAUCGUAUGUCUUCGCACACAGAGACGUCAAGUUUCUUACAAACAUUAACGGGACGCUUACCAACUAAAAAGCUCUUUCAUGAGGAGCUGGCUUUGCAGUGGGUUGUUUGCAGUGGCAGCGUUCGGGAGUCAGCUCUGCAACAAGCCUGGUUCUUUUUUGAGUUAAUGGUGAAGAGCAUGGUGCACUAUUUAUACUUUAAUGAUAAACUCGAUGCACCAAGGAAAACUCGUUUUCCAGAACGUUUUAUGGAUGACAUUGCUGCUCUCGUCAGUACAAUUGCUAGUGACAUAGUUUCACGAUUUCAGAAGGACACAGAAAUGGUUGAAAGACUCAAUACAAGUCUUGCAUUUUUUCUCAAUGAUCUGUUGUCUGUUAUGGACAGAGGAUUUGUCUUUAGUCUUAUAAAGACCUGCUAUAAACAGGUGUCUUCAAAGCUUUAUUCAUUACCAAAUCCAAGUGUCCUGGUGUCCUUGAGGCUGGAUUUUCUGCGAAUCAUCUGCAGCCAUGAGCACUAUGUUACAUUAAACUUGCCCUGCAGCCUGCUUACACCACCAGCAUCACCAUCACCUUCUGUUUCUUCUGCAACAUCUCAGAGUUCUGGAUUUUCCACCAAUGUACAAGACCAGAAGAUUGCAAAUAUGUUUGAACUGUCUGUGCCUUUCCGCCAACAGCAUUACUUGGCAGGACUUGUAUUAACAGAGCUGGCUGUCAUUUUAGACCCUGAUGCUGAAGGAUUGUUUGGAUUGCAUAAGAAAGUCAUCAAUAUGGUACACAAUUUACUAUCCAGUCAUGACUCCGACCCGCGGUACUCUGACCCCCAGAUAAAGGCGCGGGUGGCCAUGUUGUAUCUCCCUCUGAUUGGCAUCAUCAUGGAGACUGUUCCUCAGCUGUAUGAUUUUACAGAAACUCACAAUCAACGAGGAAGACCAAUUUGUAUAGCCACUGAUGAUUAUGAAAGUGAGAGUGGAAGCAUGAUAAGCCAGACAGUUGCCAUGGCAAUUGCAGGAACCUCAGUUCCUCAACUAACAAGGCCCGGCAGUUUCCUCCUCACAUCAACGAGUGGCAGACAGCACACUACCUUUUCAGCAGAAUCAAGUCGGAGCCUUUUGAUCUGUCUACUUUGGGUUCUCAAGAAUGCAGAUGAAACAGUUCUACAAAAGUGGUUCACAGAUCUCUCUGUCCUGCAGCUAAACCGGCUAUUAGAUCUGCUUUAUCUCUGUGUUUCAUGCUUUGAGUACAAAGGAAAGAAGGUGUUUGAAAGAAUGAAUAGUUUGACCUUUAAGAAAUCAAAAGACAUGAGAGCUAAGCUUGAAGAAGCUAUUCUUGGGAGCAUAGGUGCUAGACAAGAAAUGGUGCGCCGGAGCCGAGGACAGCUUGAGAGAAGCCCAUCUGGAAGUGCCUUUGGAAGUCAAGAAAAUCUGAGGUGGAGAAAGGAUAUGACUCACUGGCGUCAAAACACUGAGAAGCUUGACAAGUCAAGAGCAGAGAUUGAACAUGAAGCACUGAUUGAUGGAAAUCUGGCUACUGAAGCAAACCUAAUCAUUUUGGAUACAUUAGAGAUUGUUGUCCAGACAGUUUCUGUAACAGAAUCCAAAGAGAGCAUCCUUGGUGGGGUGCUGAAAGUGCUCCUGCACAGCAUGGCCUGUAACCAAAGUGCAGUUUAUCUACAACACUGUUUCGCUACCCAGAGGGCCCUGGUUUCAAAGUUCCCUGAACUCCUAUUUGAAGAAGAGACAGAGCAGUGUGCUGAUUUAUGCCUCCGGCUUCUCCGACACUGUAGCAGUAGUAUCAGUACAAUACGGUCACACGCUAGUGCCUCCCUUUACCUGCUGAUGAGGCAAAAUUUUGAAAUAGGGAAUAACUUUGCCAGGGUUAAAAUGCAAGUAACCAUGUCGCUAUCCUCCUUGGUGGGCACAUCUCAGAAUUUUAAUGAAGAAUUCUUAAGACGUUCUCUGAAGACUAUAUUGACAUAUGCUGAGGAAGAUCUGGAAUUGAGGGAAACAACAUUUCCUGAUCAGGUCCAAGAUUUGGUUUUCAAUCUCCAUAUGAUCCUCUCUGACACUGUCAAAAUGAAGGAACACCAGGAGGAUCCUGAAAUGCUAAUUGAUCUAAUGUACAGAAUUGCCAAGGGCUACCAGACCUCCCCAGAUCUGCGACUGACCUGGUUGCAGAACAUGGCUGGCAAACACUCUGAACGCAGCAAUCACGCCGAAGCUGCACAGUGCCUGGUCCACUCAGCAGCACUUGUUGCUGAAUAUUUGAGCAUGCUAGAGGACCGCAAAUAUCUUCCUGUGGGGUGUGUAACAUUUCAGAAUAUUUCAUCUAACGUUUUAGAAGAGUCUGCAGUCUCAGAUGAUGUGGUAUCUCCAGAUGAAGAAGGUAUUUGCUCUGGAAAGUACUUUACUGAGUCAGGACUUGUGGGAUUACUGGAACAAGCAGCUGCUUCUUUUUCUAUGGCUGGCAUGUAUGAGGCAGUUAACGAGGUGUACAAAGUACUUAUUCCUAUUCAUGAAGCUAAUCGGGACGCAAAGAAAUUAUCCACAAUUCAUGGUAAACUUCAGGAAGCAUUCAGCAAAAUUGUUCAUCAGAGUACUGGCUGGGAGCGGAUGUUUGGCACCUAUUUUCGUGUUGGUUUUUAUGGAACCAAGUUCGGGGAUUUGGACGAACAGGAAUUUGUUUACAAGGAGCCCGCCAUAACCAAACUUGCAGAGAUCUCUCACAGGCUGGAGGGAUUUUAUGGAGAAAGAUUUGGAGAGGAUGUGGUUGAAGUAAUCAAAGAUUCUAAUCCUGUAGACAAGUGUAAAUUAGACCCUAACAAGGCAUAUAUUCAGAUUACCUACGUGGAGCCAUACUUUGACACAUAUGAGAUGAAGGACAGAAUUACAUAUUUUGACAAAAACUAUAAUCUUCGCCGUUUCAUGUAUUGUACACCCUUUACUUUAGACGGUCGUGCCCAUGGGGAACUUCAUGAACAAUUCAAACGAAAGACCAUUCUGACUACUUCUCAUGCUUUUCCUUAUAUUAAGACAAGGGUCAAUGUUACCCUUAAAGAAGAGAUCAUCUUAACACCAAUUGAAGUUGCUAUCGAAGACAUGCAGAAAAAGACACAGGAGUUGGCAUUUGCUACACAUCAGGAUCCCGCAGAUCCCAAAAUGCUUCAGAUGGUACUCCAGGGAUCUGUAGGCACGACUGUGAAUCAAGGACCUUUGGAAGUUGCCCAGGUUUUCCUAUCUGAAAUACCCAGUGACCCAAAACUCUUCAGGCAUCAUAAUAAACUGCGACUGUGCUUCAAAGAUUUUACUAAAAGGUGUGAGGAUGCCUUAAGAAAAAAUAAGAGCUUAAUUGGACCAGAUCAAAAGGAAUAUCAAAGGGAACUGGAAAGAAAUUAUCAUCGUCUUAAAGAGGCGCUGCAGCCUCUGAUAAACAGAAAGAUCCCUCAGUUAUAUAAGGCGGUAUUACCUAUCACCUGCCACAGAGAUUCCUUCAGUCGAAUGAGCCUGCGCAAAAUGGAUCUCUAAAAUAAACACUUGUUUUAUUCAUUUGAAAAGAGCCACAUAUUCAACAUUGUGUGCGAAAAGAUCUGUUGAAAAAUAAGACUUGGGAUUUAAUUCUGGAAGUUACAGCAUUAAUUUACUCAAUGAAGAAUGCAGUGGCCCAAACAAUAUCAAAUGUAGAUUGUUGAAGUUUGAGAAUCAUGGCUAUGGCUUCUAAUGUUCUGGUAAUAUGCUGUUAUCUUUUUUAAAAGGCAUUUUAAUGACUCAAAGGUACACUUAUACAUUUACCAUUAUUUAUACCAUAGCUGAUGUUAAAUUUAUUUACUUUAAGUUUGUAUUUUUUAAUUUAUAUUACCAUUUAUAGAUUCAUUUUGGAACCGUGUUAAAUGUAGUAAUGCAUAUUUUAAAGGUACUAUUAAAUAUGUGAACAUUUACACUAAUUUUACUGAGUGGAACUUUAAAGAAUUUCUUUAUUGACAAAGGCAGAGAAUAAGUUAGAGUUGAUUCAAGAACCAGUUCAAAAACUAGCAAAAUGAAAAUAAAAAUUGUUACUAUAUGG